Echinococcus granulosus is the source of this 1155-nucleotide messenger RNA. Its product is annotated as Pyruvate dehydrogenase E1 component subunit alpha type I. The record is from RefSeq and is a predicted model, not a curated record. Gene Ontology annotation, biological process: pyruvate decarboxylation to acetyl-CoA. Gene Ontology annotation, cellular component: intracellular membrane-bounded organelle. Lineage: Eukaryota; Metazoa; Platyhelminthes; Cestoda; Cyclophyllidea; Taeniidae. The transcript has 6 exons. Gene Ontology annotation, molecular function: pyruvate dehydrogenase (acetyl-transferring) activity. Bases 1 to 1155 code for a protein of 384 amino acids.
AUGUUGAACGCUGUUCGUCUAUUUCGUGCUGCCAUUCCAGAAAAUAUUGUGGUCGCGCGUAACCUUGCUACUGCCUCGGCCACUGCGCAUUUACAUCCAUUUAAAUUGUACAAACUCGACGAUGGUCCCCCUUCAACCGCCACUUGUACCAGAGAGGAAGCUCUCCACUUUUAUGAAACUAUGCAACGUAUUCGACGUAUGGAGACUACUCUUAGUACUCUGUACAAGGAAAAGAAGGUCCGUGGCUUCUGUCAUCUGUACUCUGGUCAGGAAGCCGUCGCAGUUGGUGUCGAGGCUGCUCUCAGUCCCGGCGACGCCAUUAUAACGGCAUACCGUUGUCAUGGUUUUCUCAUUACGCGGGGCGAAUCCGUUGCUAGCGUUAUUGGCGAACUCAUGGGUAAGAGCAACGGCAACGUUGCUGGGAAGGGUGGUAGCAUGCACAUGUAUUGUCACGAAUUCUACGGCGGUAAUGGUAUUGUCGGUGCACAGGUUCCUCUUGGCGCUGGCAUCGCCUUGCACAAGAAACGCAAUGGUACAAAUAACGUCUGCGUGACAAUGUAUGGUGACGGCGCCUCAAAUCAGGGUCAGGUUUUUGAGACUUUCAACAUGGCAAAAUUGUGGAACCUGCCAUGCAUUUUCAUCUGCGAAAAUAAUAAGUACGGUAUGGGUACUUCAAUUAGCAGAUCCUCUUCCAACACUGCUUAUUACACUCGCGGAGAUGUUAUUCCCGGUAUCUGGGCCGAUGGUAUGGAUGUGUUGACCGUCCGUGAGGCGAUGCGCUACGCGACAGACUGGUGUCGUUCUGGAAAGGGACCAAUAAUCGUUGAAAUGGAAACCUAUCGUUAUUUCGGUCACAGUAUGUCUGAUCCUGGUACCAGCUACCGUACCCGCGACGAAAUCCAAACUGUUCGACGUGAACGCGACCCAAUUAUCCUCUUCGGUCGCUUUAUGACCUCUAGUGGUCUGGCUACCGAUGAUGAGAUCAAGGCCAUUGACAAGAAAAUUCGUCAGGAGGUGGAAAAUGAUGUGGCAACAUGUGAAAAUUCCCCACCUCCACCAAUCGAUAGCGCAUACACUGGUGUGUAUCGCAGCUACCCUUCCAAUUUUGGCAUUCGUGGAACUGACAUUACACAGUGGAUCGUACCAAAAUGCUAG